UGUAUAUGAGCUGACAUGUGCUUGUGUUUACAAAUUUGAAUGGUUGAAAAGACUUUCAUAAAUGUCCCUACUUUAAAAGAAAUGGAAAAUCUAGAGCAACGACCUUUGUUGUCUGAGAUCCGACGUAUGGCUCGGGAAAUCGAGAACGGGUUGUCAUGUGACAAAAUUAGUCAUAAUUAUAUUGAAAUGUUGAUGAAAUUUAGAGAAUUUGUAUGUGAUACAGAAUUUUCACAUUUAAAACACAUGGAGGGCAUUUCUAGUUCAGAUUUAGCAAGCGCUAGAAGUAUCUUUCGCCAGUAUCACUAUUCAAGAUGUUGCAGUCGCCUGCUGAAUUCCUUGUCCGUUGAAGUAGUGUCAAAGUAUUCGAAAGCAGCUGUACAGUCAUUAGAGAGCAUCUUCAGGAAUGGACCUGCCACGCAAGCUAUAAUAGUCCUGUGUACAACUAUUUCGAAAUCUGGACUUGGUUUUAAACUUCAUAAGUGUGUGUCCUUGUUGGAAACUUUGCUCACUGAUCAUAAACUGGCGGAGAUAUUCUGGGAGCAGUCUGUAAUGAACCCCUCCAUGCCUGAAUGUAACGACUCCCUCAUACAGGAUCAGCUGACAACCACCAUUGUGUCUCUACCAGAAACUGUCACAAACAAACUGCAGAAGGAAACAGGUGAAAUGUUUUACCCUCAAAGUUACGUGCCACUGGUGUGUGGAGACAUCUACAUGACACUGGAGAAGGUGCAAGGGUGCCUAGUUGCCGGUAGCGAUUGUUCCCUGGAGUUUGUCAGCAAGGUGCUGGGCAGAUUGGCACUAGCGGGGCAUGCAGAUCGUGUAUGGGGAUGCUUGCUGCCACAGCUGUACACGAAAGUACACUCAGAUUAUGUCUGGUGUCGGAUAUGUGAGAGAGUCAUCACCGGGGUGCCAACACGAUGUUUAGAAAGUGUGCUCACACCCUUCCUGAAACAACUACCGUGGUAUGGUUUGGCUGGGAGGUUCCUUGGUGACAGCGUUGUGAAGAACCACACCAUACAGAACUUGCUGUGUACAAAGCUACUUUUUCACAGACACUUCAGCCAGAUUCUUGUUGUGCAGAAUAUCAUUGGUUACCUGGCAACUUCACAUACAAGACGGAAACUUUAUUUGAAGGUGUUUCUGUCGCUGCUAGAGGUGUGGGGGGAUGCCAGCAGUGUUAAGCAUACAGCGUACGAGCAACAUCGCUACAUCUCCCAGGCAGUGCUCAUCUGUGUGGGACAUCUGAACUCCCAGGAGAAGGAAGCGUACAAGGAUGAGUUUGUUCGUCUCCUGAUGCCGGGAGUGUCGUGUCACAUCGGCCACUCUGACCCAAAGAUGCGGAGGCUGGGCAUGACAGUGGCUGAGAACCUUACCCGACAGGUGGACCAAGGUGGACCGCAGCUCAACUUCCAGUCUGAGUGUGAUGCUGAGAUUGAUGCGUUGCUGGCGGCAACAGCUGUACCUGAGGAGCCAAAUGUUGAUGCACUGGACAGGAUGUUGGGAAAGACAGUGAUAUCAGAGAGCACACCCUUGCCAGCUGCUGUCCCGAGGGAAGCACCCCAGCCGUCACAGUCAGGGUUGGGGGAGGAUUCCGACCUGGACAGCGAUGAUGACCUCCAGGCCUUUGACAUGUCACAUGAUGUAGUCCGGACCAAGGUGAAGGUCCCCAAAUAUGUGCGGGACUGUAUGGAUGGCCUUAUCAGCACGGACGACGUGGACAGAGUGGACGUGUGUCUCCAGGAGGCCGAGACUCUCAUUAGGAGGAAUCCAGAUGGUCUUCAGGAGAUAGCAGCCGAGUUCACAAAGGUCCUGCUCCACCUCAGUGACGGCGCCAGCUACAGGGGUUUCAUCACCAGGCGCUCUGCUGCAAUGGUGGCUCUCACAGUGCAGUGUCCCCGGACGGUGGCUGACUAUCUGACACAGGAGUUCUAUGAGAGGAACUACAACCUGCGGCAGAGGAUGGACAUCCUAGAGGUUCUUGUGGCUGCAGCUAAGGAGCUAUCUAAACCAUCUCCACCGUCGACGCAAGCAGCGCACAGGAAGGUGGAAGAGAUACAGUCCUCCAGCCAGGCGGACAGUGCUACAUGGAGGGAGAUUGUGGAGAAGAGGAUUGAGUCUAAGACUCGAAGGUUUGCCAGAGGUCGAUCACAACCCCUGCCACAGCCUAUGCCCAACAUGUUUGCACCAGUGGCAGGACACUUCUUCUACCCCCUCAUGAAAAACUUUGACAGGAAGGAGAACACUUUUGAUCUGCUUGGCGAGGACACCCUGGUGCUGGGGAGACUGGUGUACAGUCUAGGCAUGAUCCUGUACGCUGCCCUGCAUGUUCCGGCAAGUGGGCAGAUGGGCAGCUCUCUACUGGAGUUCACCUGGGGCCUCAGGUUCCACUCAGAUGUGUUUGUACGCCAAGCGGUGCUGUUUGCCACGUCAAUGAUCAUCCUGGUGGUGCCAUGUCACAGUCUGAUAUCAGACCUGAAUGCCGAGGUGACAGAGAUGAAACUGUGGCUGGAAGGGGUAAUGGAGAGAGAUCCUGACUGUGAGUGCCGGGAGCUUGCCCUCCAGGCCCUGGUGCUGUUGGGCAAUGUGAUGAGACAGGAGUUCCAUGUGGAAACACCAGUUACAUGACCUGGACAAGGAACGGCUGAAGAUGGUUGAUGAAGAAGGUAACAGUCCCCCUGUUGCAUGCUGGGAAAGUCGAUCCCCUGUCAGCAGGACCAGAUCAGACUCACCUCUUUGUGAAGGUGACAGGGUCAAGGUGAAUCAAGAGAUCCUGAGGUGGCCUGCCAAACACAUUACUUAUCAUACAUUUAAAAUGAUGAGAAACUUGCUGUAUGAAAUAAACUUGAUAUUAAACAAAAAA
This is a messenger RNA of Haliotis rufescens (red abalone), 2860 nucleotides long. RefSeq names its product telomere length regulation protein TEL2 homolog. Lineage: Eukaryota; Metazoa; Mollusca; Gastropoda; Lepetellida; Haliotidae. The transcript has 19 exons. The record is from RefSeq and is a predicted model, not a curated record. Gene Ontology annotation, biological process: protein stabilization; telomere maintenance via telomerase. Gene Ontology annotation, cellular component: cytosol. Gene Ontology annotation, molecular function: Hsp90 protein binding; telomeric repeat DNA binding. The coding region runs from base 40 to 2625 and encodes 861 amino acids.